UCUAUGUUUUUCAGAUGCAGUUCCACGACGACAGACGGCGGUGCGACGAGCUGGUGCGAGUAUCUUGAGCGGUCGGUCUGUCAAUUUGCGAAGCGCAAUAGCGAUUUGUCUUCCCACCUCAAUUUCCAUCGGCGCAGAUUUUCGUUCGGUGACAAGUACGCGCUUCGACAAUGCUUCGCAUCGCAAAGGUCUUCUCGUCGACCACCAGGCAUCUCAAUAAGGCCGUCGAGACACCCGUAGGGUCCUGCGUCGCAUCCAGAUGUCUGGCCACCCAGGCGGCAGUGAAAGUCAAGGAGGAGGCGCCAAAGCAGGAGAAUGCCGUCGCAAAGGAGUCCCAGUCUUUCACGAUGAAUCUCUUCCGCGGCCAGUUGCAGCUGAGUCAAGUCUGUCCGUACCCGGAGCCCAUGACUCCGGAGCAGACUGACACGAUAAAGAUGCUCGUCGAUCCUGUGGAGAAGUUCUACGAGGAGGUGAACGAUGCGGCUAAGAACGAUCAGAACGCGAGCGUGGACGAGAAAACCGCGGCCGCUCUCUGGGAUAUGGGAGCGUUCGCCCUGCAGGUGCCCACAGAAUUCGGCGGGCUGGGGUUGACGAAUACUCAGUACGCUCGAAUCGUCGAGAUAUGUGGCUAUCACGACCUCGGCAUCGGUAUCACGCUGGGCGCGCAUCAGAGCAUAGGGUUCAAGGGUAUACUUUUGUACGGCACGCCAGAACAGAAGGCCAAGUACCUGCCCCAAGUCAGCGGUGGCAAAUACGCCGCUUUCUGCCUGACGGAACCGAGCUCCGGCUCCGACGCCGGCUCGAUACGCUCGCGCGCUAUUAAAUCGGCGGAUGGGUCGCACUACGUGCUCAACGGCAGCAAGAUCUGGAUAUCGAACGGCGGCAUCGCCGAAAUCAUGACCGUGUUCGCGCAGGUGCCCGUCAAGGAUUCGAGAACGGGAGUGACCAGGGAUAAAGUGACCGCUUUCGUCGUGGAAAGGGGAUUCGGCGGCGUCACCAGUGGACCGCCCGAGAAGAAGAUGGGCAUCAAGUGCAGCAACACGGCCGCGAUCUUCUUCGAGGAUGUUAAAAUCCCGGCGGAGAACGUUCUCGGCAAAGAGGGCGAAGGUUUUAAGGUUGCGAUGAACAUUUUGAACAACGGUAGAUUCGGCAUGUCUGCGGCUCUUUCCGGCACGAUGCGUUACUGCAUCAGCAAGGCUGUGGAUCACGCGACGCAACGCGUGCAGUUCGGCCGCACUUUGGACAAUUACGGCGCGAUACAAGAGAAAUUGGGGCGCAUGUCUAUGCUGCACUAUGUCACCGAGUCCCUCGCGUACAUGAUUUCCGGUAACAUGGAUAAAGGGAGCCAAGACUAUCAUCUGGAAGCGGCUAUUUCGAAGUGUUUCGGGUCCGAGUCCGCGUGGUGGGUGUGCAACGAAGCUAUCCAGACCUUGGGAGGAAUGGGUUUCAUGACCGAGACCGGUCUAGAACGCGUGAUGCGCGAUCUGCGUAUAUUCCCAAUCUUCGAAGGGACGAACGACAUUUUGCGUUUGUUCGUGGCGCUCACUGGUAUCCAAUACGCCGGAAGCCAUUUGAAGGAGUUGCAGAAGGCCUUCAAGAAUCCUACAGGGAAUUUAGGAUUGAUCGUCGAGGAGGCCACUAAGCGAGCCACCAGGGCAAUUGGCUUGAACUCUGCGCCUACCUUUGGGAAUUUGGUACAUCCGUCAUUGGCCGAGAGCGCCGCGCUUUGCUCGAAGAGCGUGGAGAACUUUGGCCAAGUUAUUGAGUCCGGUCUUAUUAAGUACGGACGAGGCAUCAUAGACGAACAAUUUAUCCUCAACAGGAUUACGCAAGCUGCUUUCGACACGUAUACGAUGGCAGUUGUCCUAAGUAGGGCGACUAUGUCGUUGAACAAGAAUCUGCCUAGCGCAGAACACGAGUUGUUAAUGGCACAAACUUGGUGCGCGGAGGUAUCGAAUCGCGCUGCAUACAAUCUACAGCAGGUCAGUUCGAGCAAGCAAUUGGACAUAUUUAGUAAAUUGAGUAAAAUCUCGAAGAACGUGUGCGACGUCGGCGGCACAGUACAAUUAAAUCCGCUGGGCUUCUAAGACACGGUUGUCCCGUAAGACACCUUGUCCAAUCUUGAGUUUAUCGCGCUAGACAUAAUGGAAAUUGCUUUCUCCGUGGUGAGGAGAAAGUUGAAUAUUUCAUUAUUUCUUUUCACAAUUUUUAGAAUAAAAAGCAUGUAAAUAAUGUAAAGUUACUUCAUGACCGAAUGUAUUUUUCGUGGAAACUACGAAUGGAAUACGCAGUAGCAAUGCAAACAUUAAAUUUAAGGUGUAAAGCAUAAGGUGUGUCUAAAGAUAUAUAUAUAGAAAAUUAUGUAUUUUUAAUACCUCUUUACACGAAACAGCGAUUCCAGAUGUACAGCUAUACAAAUAAUAUGAUCUAUUUGACGUUUUUCCUUUCUUA
This is a messenger RNA of Vollenhovia emeryi, 2451 nucleotides long. It is a transcript of the gene Acadvl, whose product is annotated as very long-chain specific acyl-CoA dehydrogenase, mitochondrial. NCBI's taxonomy places the organism in Eukaryota, Metazoa, Arthropoda, Insecta, Hymenoptera, Formicidae. The record is from RefSeq and is a predicted model, not a curated record. The coding region runs from base 171 to 2087 and encodes 638 amino acids. Gene Ontology annotation, molecular function: fatty-acyl-CoA binding; flavin adenine dinucleotide binding; very-long-chain fatty acyl-CoA dehydrogenase activity. The transcript is spliced from 8 exons.